Messenger RNA from Corapipo altera (White-ruffed manakin), 1971 nucleotides. RefSeq names its product snail family transcriptional repressor 1 (gene SNAI1). Bases 1 to 765 code for a protein of 254 amino acids. Gene Ontology annotation, molecular function: RNA polymerase II cis-regulatory region sequence-specific DNA binding; DNA-binding transcription factor activity, RNA polymerase II-specific. The transcript is spliced from 3 exons. Gene Ontology annotation, biological process: regulation of DNA-templated transcription. NCBI's taxonomy places the organism in Eukaryota, Metazoa, Chordata, Aves, Passeriformes, Pipridae. The record is from RefSeq and is a predicted model, not a curated record.
AUGCCGCGCUCCUUCCUGGUGAAGAAGCACUUCUCGGCCAGCAAGAAGCCCAACUACAGCGAGCUGGAGAGCCAGGCCGUGCUGGCCGCCCCGCUGCUGUACGAGACGUGCCCUCUGCCCGUCAUCCCCCCGCCCGAGGUGCUCGGCCCCGGCGCCUACUACCCGCCGGUGGUGUGGGAUGCGGGGCUGCUCUCCAGCCUGUUCCCGGGCGGCCCGGGCAGCGAGGCGGCGGGAGGCGCGACCCCCGCCCUGGACCUGACGGCGCUCUCCAGCGAGGAAGAUGAAGGCAAGAGCUCGGGGCCCCCCAGCCCGGCCUCGGCCCCCGCUGCCGCCGAGCGCUUCCGCUGCGCCCAGUGUGCCAAAGCGUACUCCACUUUCGCCGGGCUCUCCAAGCACAAGCAAUUGCACUGCGACGCCCAGGCCAGGAAAUCUUUCAGCUGCAAAUACUGCGAGAAGGAGUAUGUGAGCCUGGGGGCUCUCAAGAUGCACAUCCGGAGCCACACGCUGCCCUGCGUCUGCAAGAUGUGCGGGAAGGCCUUCUCCCGGCCCUGGCUGCUGCAGGGCCACAUCCGGACACACACCGGUGAAAAGCCCUUUUCCUGUACACACUGCAAUCGGGCCUUUGCUGACCGCUCUAAUCUCCGCGCCCACCUGCAGACCCAUUCAGAUGUAAAGAAGUACCAGUGCAAAACCUGCUCCCGGACUUUCUCCCGCAUGUCGCUGCUCCACAAGCACGAGGAGACAGGCUGCUCCGGCUCUCGCUGAGGACUGGACUCCACUCCCCCGGCCUCUCGCAUCACAAAAACCUAUAUUAUAACUAGUUUCUCUAGGAGUUAGAUUCCUCCAUCGCCGUUGCAGUGUGCACCGGGCUGAACGCAGCUCCUCUGGCCCUUGAGACCCUCACACUCCUCGCUCGGUGCCUCCAGUGCAAUGCAAGAGCCUGAUCAUAGAAUAACCUGAGUUGGAAAGGACCCAUCAGGAUCAUCGAGUCCAGCUCGUGGCCCCACGCAGGACACCCCAAUAAUCACGCACCAUGUGCCUGAGAGAAUUGUCCAAAUGCUUCUUGAACUCAGACAGGCUUGGUGCUUUGACCACUUCUCCCAUCCUGGCGUCUGGGGGUGCAGGACUGGACACAGUGGCAAGUGUGGGUGGCAAAUCAAGUGUGUGAGACUCGGGGGGCACAGCCCUGAGCCUGCCCUGCUGCUGCCACAGCCCCUCAGCAGGUGCCCCCUCUUGCCAGAGGCACCUUUCAGGGCUGGACCUGCACCCUGGCCCCACGCCGGUACCGAACACUGCAACCAUGUAGCUUGGGGGGGUGGGGUUUUUCUAUUGGUGGUUUUUGGUUUUGUUUGUUUUGGAUUUUUGUUUUUUUUUUUCUUUUUAACAUCGUAACCACUUGGUAACUUCUAAAAACCGAUAUUUUUUUAAUGAAGGACAAAACGUUGCCUCCCCCCCACCCCGAGUGUAUAUACACUGCCUGUAGAAGGUGUAACUAUGCAAUAAUACAGUAUCCCAGUAGUUGUGAAGCAGCUGCUUCUCCCCAGCACAAUGACAAUUUGCAAUGCCUGCGAGAUUAACAGUGUCCAUGAAAGGCAGGGGUAGCCAUUUCAAACCCCAGCCCUGUUUACAGAGCAGCUAUGCACUCAAGCACCUGUUAAUAUGACUCUUAACAACUGCUUUUCAAGAGAACUGUGACUAAUAGCAGGCACUUGUCAGCUGAUACAAUGGUGGCCUGUCCCAAGGCUGCCCAUCGACAGGUGUGUGCCAAAAGCCCUAUUUAUGGGUAUUGACAGGUGCCUCCUGAAUGCAUCUUUCUUUGGACAUUGUUUUCAUGGAAUCAUUACAAAGAGGAUGUUUACAUUUCAAAGGUACACUGGUAUUUAUAUUUUUGUGCCACAAUUUUGUAAUGAUGAAACUUUUUAUAUAAUUAUAUACAGUUUAUUGAUAUUCAAUAAAAUGGUUAAUUUAUAA